This is a messenger RNA of Hypomesus transpacificus, 765 nucleotides long. Its product is annotated as protein TsetseEP-like. The record is from RefSeq and is a predicted model, not a curated record. Lineage: Eukaryota; Metazoa; Chordata; Actinopteri; Osmeriformes; Osmeridae. Bases 1 to 765 code for a protein of 254 amino acids. The transcript is spliced from 2 exons.
AUGGAAAGAGACCCAAAGGUUGAGGCCGCAACACCAGCACCAGGACCAGUGAUUCCACAGGGAAAGCCCUACCCCAAGCCUGUACCAGAACCAGCACCAGUGGUUCCCCAAGGGAAGCCCUACCCCAAGCCAGCACCAGAACCAGUACCAGUGGUUCCCCAAGGGAAGCCCUACCCCAAGCCAGCCCCAGAACCGGCACCAGUGGUCCCCCAGGGCAAACCCUACCCCAAGCCUGCACCAGAACCAGCACCAGUGGUUCCCCAAGGGAAGCCCUACCCCAAGCCAGAACCAGCACCAGUAGUUCCCCAAGGAAAGCCUUACCCCAAGCCUGUACCAGAACCAGCACCAGUGGUUCCCCAAGGGAAGCCCUACCCCAAGCCUGCACCAGAACCAGCACCAGUGGUUCCCCAAGGGAAGCCCUACCCCAAGCCAGCACCAGAACCAGCACCAGUGGUUCCCCAAGGGAAGCCCUACCCCAAGCCAGCACCAGAACCAGCACCAGUGGUUACCCAAGGAAAGCCCUACCCCAAGCCAGCCCCAGAACCGGCACCAGUGGUCCCCCAGGGCAAACCCUACCCCAAACCAGCACCAGAACCAGCACCAGUGGUUCCCCAAGGCAAACCCUACCCCAAACCAGCACCAGAACCAGCACCAGUGUUUCCCCAGGGGAAGGCUCCAAAGCCAGUGGCACCUGCAGUGCCUCAAGGAAAGGCCCCCAAAGUACCGAAUAUGGGUAAACAUUUAAGAUUCUCUGCAUGUCCAUGA